Xenopus laevis (African clawed frog) is the source of this 3788-nucleotide messenger RNA. It is a transcript of the gene fermt2.S, whose product is annotated as FERM domain containing kindlin 2 S homeolog. Gene Ontology annotation, cellular component: cell-substrate junction; focal adhesion; anchoring junction. The coding region runs from base 550 to 2646 and encodes 698 amino acids. The transcript is spliced from 17 exons. Gene Ontology annotation, molecular function: integrin binding. Gene Ontology annotation, biological process: integrin-mediated signaling pathway; cell-matrix adhesion. NCBI's taxonomy places the organism in Eukaryota, Metazoa, Chordata, Amphibia, Anura, Pipidae. The record is from RefSeq and is a predicted model, not a curated record.
UGAGAAGCUACAGCAAAAGACUCCAUAACUCCUCAGUGCGAAUAACGGGACAGCAGAGCCUGCAUCUCCCUCCGCCUCUCUCUCUCUCUCUCCCCACAGCUCCCUGAGUCCCGGAUGUUGGAUCCAAUUCUGUUUUAUUCACUUCCAUAAAAGGGCAGCGGCCGUGGAAGCUCCUCGGGACUUUUUUUUUUCCACACAUUCGCUGAAUCCAAACAUCAGACCCGGAGUUUUCUUUUGCCUUUAAUUUGUGAGUCCCGUCUCACCGCCUCCCACACUCCUCCUCCUCCUCACGCUCAGUUUGAGGAGCUGUGACUGCUGCCCAGUGAGAGACAGGGGAGUGACUGUGUGAGACUGUGUGUGUGUGUGUGUCUGUGUGAGUGCGCGCUGCAGGGGAAACCAGAUUGAGAAGCAGUGACGUGACCAGAGCUUGGGAAGAGGAGCUGGGGGACUCCAUUUGCUCAGAGCUCUCAGGUUGGGAAGGAAAGGAAAGGACAAUUACUCGUGCCCCUUGCUGGCGGAGAGGAAGAGGGGAGGGCAAGGAAAGGAACCAUGGCUUUGGAUGGUAUACGGAUGCCAGAUGGCUGCUAUGCAGAUGGAACUUGGGAGUUAAAUAUCAAUGUGACUGAUCUGAAUCGAGAUGUUACCCUGAGGGUUACAGGGGAGGUGCACAUUGGAGGGGUGAUGCUGAAACUGGUGGAAAAACUUGACGUUAAGAAAGAUUGGUCAGAUCAUGCACUAUGGUGGGAAAAGAAGAAAACGUGGCUCCUCAAAACCCAUUGGACACUGGACAAAUAUGGGAUUCAAGCAGAUGCCAAGCUGCAGUUUACCCCUCAGCACAAACUCCUACGGUUGCAGCUUCCAAACAUGAAGUAUGUCAAAGUAAAAGUAAACUUCUCUGACAAGGUCUUCAAAGCUGUCUCUGACAUCUGCAAAACCUUUAACAUUCGACAUCCAGAGGAACUUUCCCUGCUUAGGAAACCCAGGGAUCCUACAAAGAAAAAAAAGAAAAAAAUUGAUGAUCAGUGUGAAGAUAACAUUCUCGAACUUGAGGGGCCUUUGCUGACUCCAGGUUCUGGAACUGAGGUUCUUUACAUUGGCCCAGUAAAAGGGAGUAUUUAUUCCAGCCCUGGUUUGUACAGUAAAACCAUGACACCGACAUAUGACUCACGCGAUGGUAGCCCCUUGUCACCGACUUCUGCCUGGUUUGGAGAUAGCGCCCUUUCUGAAGGAAAUCCUGGAAUACUUGCCGUCAGUCAGCCAAUAACUUCACCGGAGAUCUUGGCCAAAAUGUACAAGCCACAAACCCUUCUUGACAAGGCCAAAAUAAACCAAGGGUGGCUGGAUUCCGCUAGAUCUCUCAUGGAGCAAGCUGUGAAAGAAAAUGAUGCCUUAUUACUUCGAUUCAAGUACCACAGCUUUUUUGAUUUAAAUCCAAAGUAUGAUGCAAUUCGAAUCAACCAGCUUUAUGAACAAGCAAAAUGGGCCAUUCUUCUAGAGGAAAUUGAGUGUACAGAAGAAGAGAUGAUGAUGUUUGCAGCUCUGCAGUACCAUAUCAACAAGUUGUCAGUCAUGUCUUCUGAAAACCACUACAACAACAGUGACAAAGAAGUGGAUGAGGUUGACGCUGCUCUUUCAGACCUAGAGAUCACUUUGGAAGGAGGCAAAACAUCAACUAUUCUGGGAGACAUUACUUCUAUUCCUGAACUUACAGACUACUUAAAGGUUUUCAAGCCAAAGAAACUGACCCUUAAAGGCUACAAGCCGUAUUGGUGCACAUUCAAAGACACAUCCAUUUCUUGCUACAAGAGUAAAGAAGAAUCAAAUGGAACUCCAGCUCAUCAGAUGAACUUAAGAGGUUGUGAAGUGACACCAGAUGUUAACAUAUCCGGUCAGAAGUUCAACAUUAAACUCCUCAUACCAGUUGCUGAGGGCAUGAAUGAGAUCUGGCUCCGCUGUGAAAAUGAAAAGCAGUACGCACACUGGAUGGCAGCUUGUAGGUUGGCCUCCAAGGGCAAAACCAUGGCAGACAGUUCUUAUAAUCUGGAGGUGCAGAAUAUUCUGUCUUUCUUGAAGAUGCAGCAUCUUAACCCAGACCCCCAGUUUAUUCCUGAUCAAGUCAACUCCGAUAUAAACCCUGAAUGUGUUGUUUCUCCUCGAUAUCUGAAGAAGUACAAGAACAAGCAGCCAGGCUAUGUAAGAGACUUGAUCACAGCCAGGAUCCUGGAGGCACAUCAGAAUGUAGCACAGAUGAGCCUGAUUGAGGCUAAAAUGAGGUUUAUUCAGGCCUGGCAAUCUCUGCCGGAAUUUGGCAUGACCCACUUUCUCGCCAGGUUCCAAGGAGGCAAAAAAGAAGAACUGAUUGGAAUUACAUACAACAGGCUGAUUAGAAUGGAUGCAAGCACUGGAGAUGCGAUCAAGACCUGGCGCUUCAGCAACAUGAAACAGUGGAACGUCAACUGGGAAAUAAAAAUGGUGACUGUGGAGUUUGCAGAUGAAAUGCGUCUGUCGUUCAUAUGUGCCGAAGCGGACUGCAAAGUAGUUCAUGAAUUCAUCGGCGGUUAUAUUUUCCUGUCGACGCGAGCAAAGGACCAGAAUGAGAGCCUAGACGAGGAGAUGUUCUUCAAGCUUACCAGUGGUUGGCUGUGAUUCAAUUUACCCAUGAGCUUUUUUUUUAUCUCUACAUAUGCUGCUUAAAAGAAGAAUAAAAAUAAGCUUGAAAUGUAUCCAUCCUAUGAAAUGUUUUGCAUUUAACAAGAUCUGUGUGCGCUAAUUUGGACACCUCGAUUCACCUAGUUCUGCCUGAGGUCGGUGGUGGGUAUUUGCUAAGCAGUUUUGUCUGGCAGUGACGGGAUUUAUCCCACCCGAGCUAUGAAAGGGGAUGAGAAUCCGAAAUAGAGUCCUGCACGGAACCAAUUUCUAAGACCCCGAACCUGCAUAUUUAUCCACUUUGAUCCACUACCCGCAACUUCCUUUUCCGCAACGUGCCGACCACCAUCAAACAGGAAGUGAUGUUGCUGCAAACCGGAAGUGACCUCAUCGAAAGUGGACGGGACAGAAAAAUUUUAAAAAUAGACAAUAUAAGAUAAGAAAUUUAGAUGAGACCCGCGACCCGCAUCUAUACCCACACCUGAAAAGCCUACCCUCGUUCCGCAGGGUACCCAACCCGCUGCAGGACUCUAAUCCGAAAGCCAUUUACCCACACCAGGACCCAGGCGCUUAAACUAUCCAACAUCUAUUUAUCACGUGUAAUGCAUGGGGUUUUUCUAUUUGCCUAAUAAUGGUGACCUCGCGGUUUUUAAACUCUCCUGCCUUUUAACCCUUUGGAGGGGGGCAGAGUGCACACUUGCUUAGCACUCAGGGUUAACCAUUUUCAGCUGGUCAUUUCACUACAUCAGAUCAAACUGAACUCUCUGACUGUCCUGAAAAUGAAAAGUAAUGUUCCAUCUGUAACCUGUUUUCUUCCUUCGUAUAUCGUCUUCGCUUUCAUUCUGUCUAACACCGUAUAGUAUUAUGACAACACGUAGUAUUCACCAGCGUACUCACGUCAGAUAUGCAAUAUUUCGUGACAAUAUGAAGUAAAGGUCUAAUGAAGUAUACAUUUUUGUGUAACUUAUGUACAAACACAAAUUUUAUAAUAAUUGUACAGUUUUAUCUUUUUUUUUUUUGGUUUGUUUUUCAUUAGCCACGUUUGCCUUAGAUCUAGUGUAUCUGCAUUUGAUUGUUAUGCCUGUAUUGAUGUAUGCCUUUAAAACAUAUGCCUUAAUAUUUAGAAUCAACCUAUUUCACUA